This is a messenger RNA of Gekko japonicus, 1103 nucleotides long. RefSeq names its product Golgi integral membrane protein 4-like. The annotation marks the transcript as partial. NCBI's taxonomy places the organism in Eukaryota, Metazoa, Chordata, Lepidosauria, Squamata, Gekkonidae. The record is from RefSeq and is a predicted model, not a curated record. Gene Ontology annotation, cellular component: Golgi apparatus; Golgi membrane. The transcript is spliced from 5 exons.
UUGGCAAGACAUCGUGAACAAAGUGAAUGCCCAGAUGGAUGAGGAACAAGCCCCCCUGCAAAGCCUUCACCUGCCCGCCAGAGCCGAGCAAACGUUCUCGAACCGCAAUCGAAUGCUAAGCAAUCAGCAGCAAGGGGCUGAACAGCGACAACCGCGAGCUGGCUGGGAAGCAGGGAAAGGAGGCGCAGAUGAGGAGGAACUUCAAAUGGAUGCUGGUAUGAUUGAAAGAGAAGAGAACUCGCUUCCUCGGAAGGAAUCGGUGAUCCAGGAACCAAUGGUACCAGAGGAUGCUGCCGACCCCGCCCAGGACCCCAACAAUCAAGGAGAAGACGAAUUCGAAGAGGCAGAGCUGGAGCGGCCUGAUGUUGAAGAGAAAGCAGGCCAAGCCAGCCAACUUGGCCAUACGGACCAGCCAGCUAAAGACGCCACAAAAGAGAAGAUCCCAAAGGAUGCUGCCAGGCUGAGGAAGGCUGCGGACGAUCCGAUGGAAGAUUAUCAAGAAGAUCAGGAACAGGAUCUGGAGGAUCACGGCGGGGAGGCGGAAGACGCCGACGACCUGGAGGCGGUCCGAGAAGCCAGAGGCCGAGCGGAAGGAGGCGGCAAAAAAGACGACUACUAUUGAGGGUUCUUGCAGCUUGGGGGAGACCUGAGAACUUGGAAGGAGGACCCGGCCUGGCGGCUGCGGCAGCAAAACUGGGCUCAUCGCUUGAGCCGCAAGCCCUGAAAGGCGGCACUUCUAGAGACGAUCACACUGACAAUGCAAACGCAGACGUCUCUGCGUGCCCGGAGAGCGAGUCCAGGUUGGCACAGGAGGCAGCUCUCGGAAAGACUCCCUUCCCCCGUCUCUCUCCCUUUCCGUGGUUUCUUGAGGAAGGGGGCUCGGGGGAAAAAAUCAAGAUCCCUCUUUGGGUGAUUGCUCCCUUCCCUGGUUCAAGAAUUAUUUUUUAAGAUUUGGGACGCGGGGAGGAGCCGACUCUGCGCGACUCCAUUACCCUCGGCCUGCUUGCACCGGCCCUUUUCCCGUCGUCCCGGACUCACUCCGCCGCUCUUUAAUGCAAGGUCUGGCCAUCUUUGUAUGAAUAUAUAAAACAAAUCCUUUUGGU